Apiotrichum porosum is the source of this 972-nucleotide messenger RNA. RefSeq lists its product as uncharacterized. The record is from RefSeq and is a predicted model, not a curated record. NCBI's taxonomy places the organism in Eukaryota, Fungi, Basidiomycota, Tremellomycetes, Trichosporonales, Trichosporonaceae. Bases 1 to 972 code for a protein of 323 amino acids. The transcript is spliced from 2 exons.
AUGGCAGGCGACCGGACGUCGUUUAUGAGCACCGACACAAUGUUCACAGACGACAUGUUGUGGGAGGAGGACGACGAUGGCGCACCGCGCCGCCUCAAAAGGGACGAGCCCAUGAGCCCCGUCGCAGUUGUCCUCUAUGUAGUGUUCUUCUACAUUGUGUGGCAAAUCCUUACCAGGUCCGACGACAACGAGAUCCUCUCACAUCUCCCAUCGUCGUCGCCCUUGCUCUCUCAGCACGGUGGUGGUGGUUACGACCGCGGGUCCUCGGCGCCCUCAGCAGCCCAACAGCCAUACCUCCCCUAUGCCCUCCCUCAGCUGCCUCCGGUCCCUUCCACAAAGUCGGACUCGACCUCGAUGUGGCGUGUCGUCAUCGGCACCAUCGUGUACCCCAUCUACCUGGCCGUCACGUUGCUCGCCAUCCCUUUACCGUUCCUCAUGAACGCGGUCAACCUCCUCCUCUCGGUCGUCCAGACCAUCCUCUACCCUGUGACAUCGACCGCUCGCCUGCUGGCGCGUACCUUCAUCCUCGCGCCCCUGGGCGUCCUCUUCGGCUUUCUCCAAGCCCUCUACCCCGUGUAUGUGUUUGUCGGGGGUGUGGUCGGUGUUGGAGCCUUCCUGGGAGUAGCCGCUGGCUACGUUGGCCGUCUGGCAAUGUGGUACCUCCUUGGCCGCCGCACCCCCGCCGCUCAGCCAGUCAAGCGCCGCCGCUCGGCGCGUCGUUCAAAGCGCCACUCGCUUCCGCCAGCUCCAGAAUCUGCACCGAACUUUGACCACCACCACCGUUCCUCUUCAUUCGAGCGCCAGGAGCGCCUACACGUCCCUCGGUCCCCAACGUUCGAGUACGAGCGCCGAUACGUGCCCAUUGUCGACUAUGUCCAGAUCGGAGACCAGGUCCUCGCCAUUGACCAAGGCGUGGGUACUGCGCGCGAGGGCGUCGUCCUCGGCGUCCGCCGUCGCAGUAUCCUCAGGUAG